AUGGAAUCGUCAAAGAGAGUACUCGUCACAGGCGGAAGCGGCUUCUUGGGAGGACACGUAGUCCGACAACUUCUCAGUGAUACCGGAACAACUGUCGCUAUCGUCAGUCGUCAUCCCAAGAUGCCAGGUGACGUUGCUGACGAGUCCCGCGUCUCACUUCAUGCAGCCGACUUGACAGUGCCGAGCCAGAUUGAACAGGUGUUUAAAACGUUCAAACCGUACGCAGUCAUCCAUGCAGCCUCGCCGUCUUAUAUCGACACACCUGCGAAUCUGAUAAAGGCAAACAUUGAUGGAACGAAAGCCUUACUUGAAGCUGCCUUAGCUUGUGCCAAUACUCGCGCCUUUGUGUUUACGUCCUCUGAUUCAGCCGUUAUACCUACGCAAGAGCCUCUAUCUGAAGAAAAUUCUGUUCUGUAUGAUGAGACUAACGCCCCGAAUGCUUAUGCAAUGUCCAAGGCCGCAGCUGAAAGACUCGCCAUUGCUUCAAACUCAGGACAGCUUUGGACUGCAGCUAUACGAAUACCGGCCACAUAUGGCGAAUACGACAUGAAUUUCGUGCGUCAACUCGUACAAAGCAUUCGGAGAAAAGAGCACAAAAUGCAAGUCGGUAACGACACCAAGAUCUUUGAGUUCUUGUACGUGAAGAAAGCGGCCGCGGCACAUAUCCUUGCCAUGAAAGCCCUCCUUGACCUAGAGAUGCGAGAAAAGGCCGGUGGUCAGGUAUUCUUCAUCUCGGAUGGAAGACCGCAAAAGUUCUUUGAUUUCUCUCGGAAGCUCUACGCCGCAGCUGAAUAUCCUGUUGCAUUGGAGGAGGUUACAAAGAUUCCGUUCUUCAUGAUGCAAGCGAUGGCAUCGACGGCUGAAUGGGUUUACUGGAUUAUGACACUGGGCUAUAUAAAGCCUGGUAUGAGAAGGACUGCUAUUGAUCAUUUGGACUCUGGGUGUUGUUGGUCUUUGGACAAGGCUAAGAGGGUGCUGGGGUAUGAGCCUGUUGCGGACCAGGAUGAAGCUAUCAAGAAGACUAUGGAGUGGGCAUUGAAAGCUUUGUGA
Fusarium subglutinans is the source of this 1050-nucleotide messenger RNA. Its product is annotated as C-3 sterol dehydrogenase (C-4 decarboxylase). The record is from RefSeq and is a predicted model, not a curated record. The coding region runs from base 1 to 1050 and encodes 349 amino acids. Gene Ontology annotation, molecular function: 3-beta-hydroxy-Delta5-steroid dehydrogenase (NAD+) activity. The transcript has a single exon. Gene Ontology annotation, biological process: steroid biosynthetic process. Lineage: Eukaryota; Fungi; Ascomycota; Sordariomycetes; Hypocreales; Nectriaceae.